GAAGACUUUGAAGGACACAGAACGGUGAAUACUGUGUGGAACGAUCUUGAGCCAUGCCAAGAGGAAGCCGAAGCCGCACAUCCAGGGUAGCCCCCCCGGCCAGAGCCCCAGUAAUGAGAUCUGCGCCCCCUCCUGCAGCUCACCCGCCUGCACCUGUAGCUCCUGCUCCUUCUGCCCUUGGUCCAGCAGCAGCACCUAGACAGCCAGGUCUCAUGGCACAAAUGGCUACAACUGCUGCAGGGGUGGCUGUGGGCUCUGCAGUGGGACACACAAUAGGCCAUGCCAUUACUGGGGGUUUUGGUGGAGGAAGCAGCGCUGAGCCAGCAAGGGCAGAUAUCACAUACCAGGAACCAGCACAGCCUAUGUAUCCGCAACAGCAGCAAUCCCAGUAUACACCUUGCCAGUAUGAGAUGAAGCAAUUUCUCGAAUGUGCUCAGAAUCAAAGUGACCUAAAACUCUGUGAGGGAUUUGGGGAAGUUCUUAAACAAUGUCGCUUUGCGAAUGGCUUAUAACAAACCUGGAACAUCAAAAUGAAAUGUACGUACUUCUGAAAAUAAGGAGCAUUGCGUUGGAAUUGACCUGUGGCGUCUAGGUUUUUGCAUGAGGCUUUAGUCUGUUGGAACAUGGGCAUUUUCCCCAACAGCCAGACAAACUGCACCUGCUACCUCCUAUUUCUUAGAUGGGAAAUGCCUGCCAGAGCCAUAUAUAAUGCUUUUCUCUCCCAAGAUACAGAAAGCAUCCUCAGGUUGUCAGGUGGGCACAUUCAAGUGACUGGGAGGCAGCAUGAACAGUUUAAACCCCUUCCCUUCCUCAAGCUAAAUUAUGUUAGUGGAGAAAAUUGUCCAUAUGCCAUCAGCCUUAACCUUGUCUUAAAUCUCGCCUGCUCAACCAUUUUUGACCAUAAAAAUAACAGCUGGUGGGGAACAUCUGGAAAUGAAAACUGCACUAGAAGAUGGAUAUGUGGAUAUGAUGACUGCAUUGUGGCCAGUGAAAUGUUUGUUGCUGUUGAUUAUAGCAUUUCUUAUUUUAAAAUAAAUUGUUUCCAUGCUAGAA
Messenger RNA from Xenopus laevis (African clawed frog), 1053 nucleotides. RefSeq names its product coiled-coil-helix-coiled-coil-helix domain containing 2 L homeolog (gene chchd2.L). Lineage: Eukaryota; Metazoa; Chordata; Amphibia; Anura; Pipidae. The record is from RefSeq and is marked provisional.